Messenger RNA from Hyaena hyaena (striped hyena), 1676 nucleotides. It is a transcript of the gene BORCS8, whose product is annotated as BLOC-1 related complex subunit 8. The coding region runs from base 2 to 451 and encodes 149 amino acids. The record is from RefSeq and is a predicted model, not a curated record. Lineage: Eukaryota; Metazoa; Chordata; Mammalia; Carnivora; Hyaenidae. The transcript has 6 exons. Gene Ontology annotation, cellular component: BORC complex.
CAUGGCGUCUGGUUUCGUAGGGGAAGGUUUAAGAAGCCUUCCCCACAGCAGGACUUCCGCUUCCGGUCCUCGGAAUCGGUACGCGGUCGCUAUGGAGGAACCGGAGAUGCAACUCAAGGGAAAGAAAGUCACAGACAAGUUCACUGAGAGUGUCUACGUCCUGGCCAAUGAGCCGUCCGUGGCCCUGUACAGGCUGCAGGAGCACGUGCGCCGCUCUCUGCCUGAGCUGGCCCAGCAUAAGGCCGACAUGCAGCGAUGGGAGGAGCAGAGCCAGGGAGCCAUUUACACAGUGGAGUACGCCUGCAGCGCUGUGAAGAGCCUUGUUGACAGCAGCGUCUACUUCCGCAGCGUGGAGGGUCUUCUCAAACAGGCCAUCAGCAUCCGGGACCACAUGAAUGCUGCCGCCCAGGGCCACAGCCCCGAGGAACCACCCCUGCCCUCCUCAGCUUGAUUCCGGAAGAAACUUGGAGGUGCUUUGGCUCCUCUGGCUCAGGCAGAGCCCAGCAUGACGGCUACCCACCCAGCUUAGGAAUCUUCGCUCCACUGCUGACCUGCUGUGUGACCCCGAGGAAGUCCCUCUCCUCUCUGGUCUCUGCUUUUUCCCUUCUGUCAGAGUGGUUCAGCAGGCAGCAGAGGGUGCUGCUGCCUAGUGAUGUGUGUUGUAGCAAUUGGCUACUGCUGCAUGACAAACUAUCGCCAAACUUAGUGGCCGACAACCCCAGUCCUUUGCCUGCUCACAGUCCUGCGACUUGGGCUGGGCCCGGCUGGGCAGUGUCCUGGGCUUGCAACUCUCUGGCUCUCAUCAGACUUCGAAGGGGCUGCAUAGGAAGAGGUGGCCUUGCUCACACAUCUGGAUCUUGACCCGUGCCGUCGGCUGCAGGGGUCCCGUCCUCCUCUGCAUGGCCUCCCCAGCAGGCCAGCCUAGGCUUUUCCUGGUGACCGGGUGCCAAGAGGGCAGCCCUCAUGUACCUAUGCCCACCUCACCUCUUCUUGCUUCAUACUGCGGAUGCUCCAUGGUCAAGGCCAGCCAUGCAGCCAGGCCAAGACCCUGAUGGGAGAGGACUGCAGGAAGGCGUCAGUACUGGGAGGUGUGAUCGACCACGCGAGGAGAGCAUGGCACCAAGAAAGGCCUGGCACAUUGUCACUCUGUGCCCGUGUAGGGCAGAGCCCGGCAGAAGGGAGGGAUCCAAGGGACUUCCUGAGCCCUGGCUGUUGUAGUUCCCAAAGCCCUGCCCAUUUGCCAGGUACUGCGGUGGUGCUCUGUGCCACAGAGCAACAGUCUCCAGAGACCAGAGGCAACGGAGUUGAUGUGUAUGCAGUUAACCUGCGAUGUUCAGUUAUUAAGCACCUGCUGUAUACUAGGCUUAGCUCUGUGGCUGGGGUUGGUGAGGAAUCCCGCCGGAUGUGGGAUUGCCUAGGGAGUGUCUGGGAGGGCCUGGGGCAGGAGGGGCUGCCAAGAGGGUCAGCAGCCCUCCCCCCCCGUGGUCCACACAGUGUCGCCCACCAGCCCCGGCCCACACCCCGCCACCUCCCCACCCCCAUCUCUUUGCCCUGGUCACUCCCAGCACCCAGCCUCAAGGACAGCGCCCUGAUGCCCCCCCCCCACACCCUGUGUCGUCUGCUGUCCCUCUGCUGCCGUGCCCCCUUGAAAUAAAAUUCUCUGUGGCUUCUCCUGA